AUGACGAAUCGACUCCUCCUGCGGGAAGUCAACCAACGAAAUCCGCUUGUCCCAUUCUUGUGGGGCUGUCUAAUCAGCUAUUUGGCGGCAUAUUGGCAGAUGACCAGGUCUUGUGGGUCCAACAGCGCGGCCGCCGUUAGACGGGGAUCUCGCAGUCAAGAAUCCAAGUUUAAAGGUGUUCAGCACUGGAAAGAAGGCUUUACCCAAAAAGUUGAGACUCUCUAUGAGACACCAUUUGCAAGAUUUCAGGUCCAUUCAGUCAAACUGGAGAGUGGAAAGAUUGUGGAUGAUUGGAUGUGGUUUGACGAAGCAGAACAUGUCAAUAUCCUUGUCGAAAAGGCAUCCACCAAUGGUGGUGCACCAGCCUAUCUGGUAUUGCGACAAACAAAAUAUGGAGCUUCUGGAGAGACUCUGGCCAUUGUGGGGGGACUCAUGGAACCAGGUGAAAAUGCAUUGGACACUGCCAAAAGAGAGUUGAAGGAAGAGUUGGGAUUAGAAUCUCAGGAAUGGAUGCCACUGGGGUCCUACCGAACGGCAAUCAAUCGAGGAGGUGGUAUUGUCCAUUGUUAUAUGGCUGGAAAUAGUACUCCAAUUCCAAACACCAGAGUUUCCGGGGAAGGUGGGAGAGCAUUUGGAGAAUCUGAGAAGCAACAGUUGGUGGAAAUGUCCAGGGAGCAGCUUGUAGAUGCCAUGUUGCAGGGGAAGUUUCAAGAGGUCAAAUGGACUGCUACAAUUGCAUUGGCCAUGCUCAAAACAGGAAUAGCAGAAGCACACAAUUCAAAGUUGAGUUGA
Molecule: messenger RNA, 792 nt
Organism: Seminavis robusta
Lineage: Eukaryota; Bacillariophyta; Bacillariophyceae; Naviculales; Naviculaceae
Source: the annotation of a GenBank genome assembly